Messenger RNA from Orbicella faveolata, 1848 nucleotides. RefSeq lists its product as uncharacterized. Lineage: Eukaryota; Metazoa; Cnidaria; Anthozoa; Scleractinia; Merulinidae. The record is from RefSeq and is a predicted model, not a curated record. Gene Ontology annotation, molecular function: calcium ion binding.
GUCAGUGCCGGGAACUUUUUUUCCGCCCUGGCAAGUCCUUUUGACUUCGAGUUGCAUAUACCAGCGGACUGCGAUCAUGCCUGCAUUAACAAACCAGGCAGUUACAUCUGUUCCUGUCCCAGCGGAUAUGAACUGGAUUCUGAUGGAAAAUCUUGCAUUGACACUGACGAAUGCUCUAGCAGAAAUGGCGGCUGCAGUCACGAUUGCUUUAACAUCCCUGGGUCGUUCUACUGUGGAUGCCCUGAGGGGAUAGUUAUGAGUUCCAACAAUUUGACCUGUGAUGACCCUAGUGCAAGUGUGACAUGCACACGCAAUAACAUGACUGUGACGUUAGAAAAAGAAACAUAUCAUUUCUUUAACGUCAGCGAACUGCGCCUCCGAUAUGCUUCAUGUAGAGCUACAGAGAAUUCAACACACUUCAUUAUCAGUACAUCUUUAAAUGACUGCGGGACGUUUGUGAACGAGACAGAGCACGUUCUUAUUUUCUGGAACGAAGUGCAAGCGGACGCCUUGGUUAUCGACAAUGUCAUCACUCGAACUCAUGACGUCAAGUUGCCAUUUUCCUGCCGCUAUUCCAGAAAGUCAUUACUUAGCCUUGGAUUCACACCUCAGAGUAUCUACUUUGGGCAAGAAGCGGGAUACGGUAACUUCACCUUUAAAAUGGACUUCUACGACAGUUCAUCUUUUUCCACGCCUUACACUGAGAAGGACUACCCAUUGGACAUGCCUCUCAAUGAUUACGUGUAUUUGGGGUACAGUGUGGAGUCAAGUGCCGACUUGGCGAUAAUGGCUCUCAACUGUAAGGCCACUAAAGAUGGAAGUUUUUAUUCCUGGCCUCAAUACACCAUUAUACAGAAUGGAUGCGCGCGAGAUACAACGCUGGAGUACAGCUAUGAUCCAACCGGAAGUUUUCAACAGCUUAGAAUCAGAACCUUCCGGUUUUUCGACAGUUAUGACACCGUUUUUAUCCAUUGUGAGUUAUUUGCUUGUCAUAGAAAUUCCUCUAAUUCCAGGUGCAGUAAGGGUUGUUUAAGGAACCAGAGAAAGAAAAGAGAUGUGACACGUGACAACAGAGAACGUGAAGAAAGUACAGCCAAAGUGACUCUCACACGCGGACCCUUGUUGAUUAAAGAAAAAGAAGAUUCUGGCCACGGCCAACAAACUGCUCUGAUUGGUGGCGUGGCAGGAGUUGGUGUAUUUGGGCUGCUUGCAGUUAUAGCCCUGGCAGUUUUAUGUGUCAAGUUUCGCAUGGCGAAAAGGUUUAUGCAUGGUAAAGAACCCGUAGACCUGAACGCUACCCAAAACGAGCACAUGGGGAAAACGAACCUUGGCGUCUCCGAGUUGGACUCGUUUUAGAAGUCUUGUAAUGUUGCCGUUUAACAAUGCCAUAUUUACUCUCAGUUAACUGCUAGUUAGGUUCACAAAACCCUCGGAUGUUCACGCAAACGCAUAUGUGGUACAAGGGAGGGUUGGAUGGCGCCCCUGGUUGCCGGAAAAUAAAUUGGUCCUUUCACAAUUCACUGGAAAUAAAAUCGGCAUUUCAUGCUUCACGAAAAAAAAAGUGGCUUUUUUUGACACAAACUUACGUAACUUAUGAUAUUUGAAAAGUUACGCCCAAAGCACAGCCUUGUUAGAUGUCUUUUUCAUCCGUCCGCUUCUUGUUCUGCGCGCAGCAAAAAGAAAAACGAGCAAAAACACGAAGAGGGAUGAUUGUCCUGUCACGGUCACGUAAUAUUGAUAAUUACUAUCGCAAAUAAUAGAAGAGACAACCAGAAUCACGGUUCACGACGAAUUAAAUACUUCUUUCUCAUUUCACGGAGAAUCAUGGAAAAUCACGGUUCACGGCUU